Messenger RNA from Sardina pilchardus (European sardine), 1462 nucleotides. RefSeq lists its product as uncharacterized. The transcript is spliced from 6 exons. Bases 1 to 1125 code for a protein of 374 amino acids. The record is from RefSeq and is a predicted model, not a curated record. NCBI's taxonomy places the organism in Eukaryota, Metazoa, Chordata, Actinopteri, Clupeiformes, Clupeidae.
AUGGAUUUUUUCCACACCACUAGGAAGGACAGCGCCUCCUUCCUACUGCCUGAUGGCAGCACCUCAUUCACCUAUUUUCAGGGACAGCACAGCGAGGUGGCUUUGAUGCGUCUAAAGGAGACGUCUCUCAGCAUGGAGGCUCUACUCCUGCUGCUGAUGGUAGUCCUGGAUACCCAUCAUGUUGAAGCAAGUGAUCCCUGUACUGACUACACUGUGCUUGAUGACAACUGGAGGGCCACCACCAACCUGGACACGUCAGCGCCCAGAUGUGACUGGCAGCUGGCCCAUAUGUCCUGGCAAGGCUGGUACCGGAUGGUCCACCAGGGGCUGAGCCUGCGCAUGCCCGAGACCUGCGUCCCUCCUCACCGCUGUGGCACCAGAGGCCCCCUGUGGCUGAAUGGCCCACACCCUCUCCCAGAGGAUGGCAUCGUCACCAGGGAGGUGUGCGGAUCGUGGAAUGGUAAUUGUUGCUCUAAGCGAGUCCCAUCCAUCCGUGUGAAGGCCUGCCCAGGAGACUACAUAGUUUACGAACUGGUGUCGCCACCGAACUGCUUUGGAUAUUGUACAGUUGGUCUGGAUACCCAUCAAGUUGAAGCAAGUGAUCCCUGUACCAACUACAAUGUGCGGGAUGACAACUGGAGGGCCACCACCAACCUGGACACGUCAGCGCCCAGAUGUGACUGGCAGCUGGCCCAUAUGUCCUGGCAAGGCUGGUACCGGAUGGUCCACCAGGGGCUGAGCCUGCGCAUGCCCGAGACCUGCGUCCCUCCUCACCGCUGUGGCACCAACGGCCCCCUGUGGCUGAAUGGCGCACACCCUCUCCCAGAGGAUGGCAUCGUCACCAGGGAGGUGUGCGGAUCGUGGAAUGGCAAUUGUUGCGACAUUCGACUCCCUUCCAUCCGUGUGAAGGCCUGCCCAGGAGACUACAUAGUUUACGAACUGGUGUCGCCACCGAACUGCUAUGGAUAUUGUACAGAGACCAAAAUAUUUCAACAGAGGAUGAAGUUGAAGAUGGUCUUGGAGAGAGAGCCCUCCCCUGCUGAGAUAGCCCAGUUCACCUUACAGAUCAGGGAGAAGCUGAUUCAGAUGGGCUACCCGAAUGACACCACGGUCAGGAUGGUGUGACUCUGACCCAACAGAAGAGACGAUUCAUCUCCUGCUCCAGAGGAAGGAGGAAGGACCCCUGAGAGAGGGCCAUCAGAAUGCCUGUUUAAUUUCACGGCCCAUGAUAACCAUUGUUCAUUUCUUAUUCACACACUUAAAUUGCAACAAGGAUACUUACUUUCAGAAUGUAGAGAAUGUGAAUGCACAAUUGAGGAAACAUCUCUGUGUCUCAUUUACUUCCUUAUAAGUGAAUAGAAUAAUUUAUAAUUUAUAUUUGACGCACAUGUAAUAUCAUUGGCAUUUAGUGUAUAAGUUAACCAUUUAUCUUGCCUUUAUUAUAGAAUAGCACACAACUGAG